UUAUGUACAAGAAGAAAAAAGAUGGGUCGUAUAUCAAGCGAUUUUCUUGAGAAUUCUAAGAUAGUAAUAAGAUUUAAUGCUGAACGUACAAAAAGCAAAAAAGAUAAAUAAUAUCAAUCAUUUUAAUGGCCGCUUAAAAAAACCAAUUCUACGGAGAUUUAUCGCAUCUUAAGUCGUAGGAGAUUUUACCUUUUCGUAUAAAUCCCUCGUCUAAUGGAAGGACAACAAUUAUAAAAAUAAAUAUUGUAUGGUGUAAUUUUUUUAAUCAUGUACGUUAAGAAAGAAGAUGGGUCGUAUAUCAAGCGAUUUUCUCGAGAAUUCUAAGAUAGUAAUAAAAUUUAACGCUGGACGUGCAAAAAGCGAAAAAAUGUAAACAAUAUUAAUCAUUUUAAAGACCGCUUAAAAAAACCGACACCGCGGAGAUUUAUCGCAUCUUAAAUCGUGGAGGGUUCCACUUUUUCGUAUAAAACCCUUGUCCAAUGGAGGGACGGCUAAACAUAAAUAAGAUCUAUCGAGCCUUGCUGCUCGUGACAGUCUCUCAGUGUCCGCCGAUAAGUGUGGUCGUUCGUUUGUUUCACAGGCGAAUACAAUUGGAUCGAAGUUGAGUUGUGUACAAGGAAAUACUAACACGAAACGGUACGCCGAUAUCGAUUAUGUCACGUCCGGUAAAUAAUAGCGACGGUUGGAAUUCGCUGGCGGCGAUUCGAUCGAAAUUCGACGCCGACGCGGACGGAUUGCUAAAUUACGAUGAGUUCCGAGCUCUAUGCGUCGAGUUGUUCGGCGUGGACGAGGUAAAAGGGCACGAGCCGAUGAUGCGCGAGAUAUUUAACCUUUUUGACACGAACGCGGACGGCGCAUUGGACGAGCAGGAAUUAUGCAGAUGCCACGAAUGGAUACGCGCCACUGUAAAUCCCGUGAAUGUCCUGAUAGUGGUCGACAUGCAGAAUGACUUUAUUGACGGCACGUUAGCUACUCGUAAUUGCGGCUACGGACAGGACGCGGUGGAUGUCGUGAAGCCUAUUAAUCAGCUCUUGAAGCAAGGCCGUUGGGAUAAGGUGAUAUACACUUUAGAUUGGCAUCCCGAGGACCAUAUCAGUUUCUUCGAGAACUUAGCGAUGCGUGAACUUCACUCAGAUAGUAAGGUCACUAAGAAAACGGCAAAAGUUUUCGAUACUGUCGUCUUCUCGCAACCUCAUGUGACGCAGAAGCUUUGGCCGAAGCACUGCGUCAAGGAUACUUGGGGCGCCGAAUUGUACAAAAAUCUUCUGAUCGUGCCUUCUUCUGUGCAGAUUCGCAAGGGUCAACAUCCGGACAUAGAGGAAUACACGAUAUUCGGCAACAUCAAUUCCACGGGCGGCAACAAAUCAGAGAUUACGAAGAUUUUGUCGGAAAUCGGCGCCACGCAUUUGUACGUUUGCGGUCUUAUUUAUGAAGUAUGCAUAAAAGAAACGAGUUUGAGCGGCCUGCAGCUGGGUUAUCGGUUAGCCGUCGUCGACGAUUGUUCUGGUUGUGCUUGCCCUGCUGACGCAGAGAUCGCUAAGAAGACGAUUAUUGAGAACGGUGGCCUGUUGGCGUCCAGCGAGUGCGUCCUGUCCUUGGUGAACAAGGGCAAGCGUAGUCUGGUGAUGGCGUAUCACGCUGCGAAGAACAUGUCUUAAAGAGAAUCCCGCGCAGAUGUUCGAAGGAUUACUUUAAUCAUAUCUUCCAUAAAUCUAAUGAAUUGGAUGGGUAUUUCAUAUGUGGGUUCUUUGUCUUUUUUAUUUACCACAAUUGAAUAUUACGAAUAUACCACAAUUGUGUAUUACGGUGUCGAGGGGAUUUAUGUCACUAUUUUGUUGAUUAUGUUACGUGGAUUUACGAGAAGUAAUAAAA
Messenger RNA from Dinoponera quadriceps, 1872 nucleotides. Its product is annotated as nicotinamidase-like. The coding region runs from base 654 to 1658 and encodes 334 amino acids. The transcript is spliced from 4 exons. NCBI's taxonomy places the organism in Eukaryota, Metazoa, Arthropoda, Insecta, Hymenoptera, Formicidae. The record is from RefSeq and is a predicted model, not a curated record. Gene Ontology annotation, molecular function: calcium ion binding.